Molecule: messenger RNA, 1940 nt
Organism: Arvicola amphibius (Eurasian water vole)
Lineage: Eukaryota; Metazoa; Chordata; Mammalia; Rodentia; Cricetidae
Gene: Dnaja2
Product: DnaJ heat shock protein family (Hsp40) member A2
Exons: 9
Coding region: 113-1351 (412 amino acids)
Biological process (GO): protein refolding; response to heat
Cellular component (GO): cytosol; cytoplasm
Molecular function (GO): Hsp70 protein binding; ATP binding
Source: RefSeq, a predicted model, not a curated record
CCCCGCCUGCGUCCCCUCGCCGUCUCCUCGGCCUGCGCCGCCGCCGCUCGUGGUCCGGGUCGCGCUCCUUCCGCUCCGCCGCCUGCUCGCGAGUGCUGCCCGGCAGGCCGCCAUGGCGAACGUGGCCGACACGAAGCUGUACGACAUCCUGGGCGUCCCUCCCGGCGCCAGCGAGAACGAGCUGAAGAAGGCAUACAGAAAGUUAGCCAAAGAAUACCAUCCUGAUAAGAAUCCGAAUGCUGGAGACAAAUUUAAAGAGAUAAGUUUUGCAUAUGAAGUAUUGUCAAAUCCAGAGAAACGAGAACUAUAUGACAGAUAUGGAGAACAAGGUCUGCGGGAAGGUAGCGGCGGAGGUGGUGGCAUGGAUGAUAUUUUCUCACAUAUUUUUGGUGGAGGAUUGUUUGGCUUCAUGGGCAAUCAGAGUAGAAGUCGAAAUGGCAGAAGAAGAGGCGAGGACAUGAUGCAUCCACUGAAAGUUUCUUUAGAAGACUUGUAUAAUGGCAAGACAACCAAACUACAACUUAGCAAGAAUGUGCUCUGUAGUGCAUGCAGUGGCCAAGGUGGAAAGUCUGGAGCUGUUCAGAAAUGCAGUGCUUGUCGGGGUCGAGGUGUGCGCAUUAUGAUCAGACAGCUGGCUCCAGGAAUGGUGCAGCAGAUGCAGUCUGUGUGCUCUGAUUGCAAUGGAGAAGGAGAAGUCAUUAAUGAAAAAGACCGCUGUAAAAAAUGUGAAGGAAAGAAGGUGAUUAAAGAAGUCAAGAUUCUUGAAGUUCAUGUAGACAAAGGCAUGAAACAUGGACAGAGAAUUACAUUCACUGGAGAAGCAGACCAGGCCCCAGGAGUGGAGCCUGGAGAUAUUGUUCUUUUGCUACAGGAAAAAGAACAUGAGGUGUUCCAGAGAGAUGGGAAUGAUCUGCAUAUGACGUAUAAGAUAGGACUUGUUGAAGCUUUAUGUGGAUUUCAGUUCACAUUUAAGCAUCUUGAUGCUCGUCAGAUUGUGGUAAAAUAUCCUCCUGGCAAAGUAAUUGAGCCAGGAUGUGUUCGUGUUGUUCGAGGUGAAGGGAUGCCGCAGUACCGUAACCCCUUUGAAAAGGGCGAUCUUUACAUAAAGUUUGAUGUGCAGUUUCCUGAGAACAACUGGAUCAAUCCGGACAAGCUUUCUGAAUUAGAAGAUCUGCUGCCAUCUAGACCAGAAGUCCCUAAUGUAAUUGGAGAAACAGAAGAAGUGGAGCUGCAGGAAUUUGAUAGUACUCGAGGCUCUGGCGGUGGUCAGAGGCGUGAAGCCUACAACGACAGCUCUGAUGAGGAAAGCAGCAGCCACCAUGGACCUGGAGUGCAGUGUGCCCACCAGUGAACUGCAGGCGGCUGCACAGGUGGAGUUCUUUCCACAUUCUCCGGAUAAGCCAGCUGCUGGAGUACCUGAUGAGUCCAGAUGAACUGACAGACAUCUGUUAUCUAUGUGUAACUUCUAAAAUUGGUAUAGUAUCCACAGAGUGUAUAAUUUAAACUAACCACGAAGCUUUACAUCUUCAUUUCGACUGUUCUGUAGCAGAGUAAAGCACUUGAAAUAAGACUCCCUUUCACAUGUGGGUUAUAAGUUUCAGUCCUGGUAUCUGCUUGAUUUUUAUCAGUUUUGUGUAGACUUUAUGUUUCAUAUUUUAAACUCAAAUCCAGCAUUGUAAAGUUUGUACAAUUUGUCCUGAAGCUUUGUGUUUGGCUGCACCUGCAUAAGCUGCUACAAAUAGAAUAAAGAAUUCAUAGCCUGUAUCUAUCAUUUAGAUGCAUGGAAAAAUGGGCUUUGCACACAAUGGGUUUGAAGCUGACUGGGAACAGUAGAAAAAAUUACAUUAGCCAUGGUUGUAAAGUUUUUUGGCUUUUUUUUAAAAAACCAUUUUGUGAAAGGUUUCUGAAACUUGAUAAUAAAAAGCAGUUGGUGUAAAUUA